AUGAUCAAAGAUGGCAGCGGGUACAGGCUGGGAGGGGAGUCGUUCCGCCCUAAAUCUGGAGACAGUCAGUGGGCCCCGCAGGUUCCCCCCCCACCGCCCCACAGCAAGGCUUCGGUCAAAUUCUGGGAAUUUCCCAACCCGUCGGCAGGGCUGCGGCAGAUUUUCCCGGACGCGAGCGUGCCGUGCCCGCCGCGGCCGCUGGGUGGCGCGGCGCCGGGCACCGAGCGUGGGAAGCGCGGGCGCGCGGGCGGGCUGAGCUCACACUCCCGGGAAGCGGCCGCGGCGGAGCCGGGGUCCGCAGCGGCUGCGCAUCGCCCGCCUCCCGCCGGGCGCUCGGGGGCUGCGAGGUGGGCUGAGCGGUCCCCCGGGAGGGAGGAGGCCGGCCGGAGAGGAACUGCAAAUGACAGAGCAGAGGGACGGCUGGCCCAGCCAAUCCUGGAGCUGCUGCAGCACUUAUUCCCCAAACAAACACGUUCUGGUGCAAGGACAGAGAGGAGGGGGCUGCUGGCUCACGCGCCCCCCCGCCCCCGGGGACCACAGCCCCCUUGCUGCUCCUGUGUGGGAAGGACAGCCCGGCACCUUGGGCCACACGGACGGAGGCUGCCCUGGGCCAGGGUGAGUGAUGAUGGUGCUGCAGCCCCUCCCUGCUGCCCAGCGUGGGAAGAAGAAUGCAGAGCCAGGUGCCACGUCAGGCUGUUCCACGGACCUUCUUUCAUUUACUGCUUUCCACAACCCUCCGAGGAGAGUCCCGUGACUGGUGCUGUCGAGCCACCGAUUUUCUGUGGUUCCGCGACCCCGAGUGCUGACUGAUGUGACAGGUUCCGGUCUUGUCAGUGAAUCAUCGCCAAGCUGCUUACUGGAACCCAGAUGCAGCAAGAAAAUGGGAUUUAACCCCUUCCCAGCCUCUCAGGAGCCCGGAAACCAGCAUCCCGGGUAGCAGGAAGACCUGAUCUGGGCUCUGCUUCCGGCACCCCUCCCCCGCGCCGGCUGGAGCUUGCGUCAGUCAUGUAAGUAGCCGUGACUCAGCACCCAGCCUGGUCGGGAGGGAGGCAGAAGACGCCUCCCAGGAACCUUCCCAGCAUUCUGGAUUGGAACACAUGGUGGUAGCUGAACACACUGAACGAGCUGGCGGCCUUCGGUUCCUGGGGGUGCGUGUCUGUCCGUUCCGCGGGUUUGCUUAUAGGUCUCAUAAACCGGGGUUCCUCUCCUUCCCGUUUUCAUCCCGUGUUAUUUUUUGGACACCAUGCCUGGCAUAGGAUUUUUAGGACUUUAAAAGGCACAGACGGCAUCGUUUCUAGAGCGCAGCAGAAGCUCUCUUUGCAGUUUCCAGACUGCCCUUUAAACCGAUGGCCCAUGAAUCAUCUUUAACCCUCAGAUGUUUUUGUUUGACUUACAGAGUUUUCGUUGUUUUUGUUUGUUUGUUUGUUUAACGUGUCCGAUUCAGACAUGCUUUUAGACAAAACACAGCCUCUCCAGGUCACUGGACUUCUGCUGCACGAGGUCUCUGCCUCUCUGUCCUCUUUCCCACCCCAGCCCUCAAGCAUUUGAAUGCACGGAGACUGGUCUGCAUGAGCCCUCCCUCGUUUUGGAAAAACUGGGGCCCAUUCCAGGGAGGUGCGGGUCCCCCGUUCUCAAGUCUGGGCCGCGCAGGAAUUAAAGCCCCUGUGUUCUGAUUCACUGUGUGGUGACCUUUCCUCCACCCUCGGUCGCUGCCCGGGCAGAGGAGUGUCUAGGCAUGAGGGGGUGGAAAACCCUCCAAAUAGAACGUCUGCACAGAAAUGGACGGAGGCUGCACUGUGCUUCCCAGACCUUCUCCCUGCGUGGUGGCGUACCCAGCUCUCUGGCUGGGCGGUUUCCCUUCCCCGACAGCGCACCAGACUUCCCACUGGCCCGUGUGCGUGGGACUGUUGGGCCAGGCUGGGACGAUCACACCGUCUGCCUUUGACAGCAGAGCCCUAGCAGGCUGGGGCCUCCAGCCCCUGUUAGACCACCUGGCCCCGUCCAACAAGGGAACAGAAACACCAGCUAGCUUCAGGUAAGUGCAUCCUUGCUCGAUGGACUUUUGCCAGAAAAGCCUGGUUCCCCUGGGAGGACUGAGACCCGAGCAGACUCCUGUUCAGUGGGGUUGGGAGGGCAGAAGGUGUUGGUACUAGGAUUACUUACCCCCACCCCAUCCCCGCACGCCCCGCCUUUUCUUGUCUUACGGUGUUUCUGUUCAUGUGUUGUGAAUGAUUUCUCUCUUCCUCCAGAGAACUGAGUGUUGUAGACCUCGGUCUGGGGGCCCAGACCCUGGUUCGUGGCCCUCAGUUCCCUCAGUGACGGUUGCCACUCCCCCUCUGAACUCAGGGCCGAUGCUUCCUGGGUAGCGGGAGAGACUGUAAUGAAUCCCCCUGAUGACCACGUGACGUACGUGCGUCCUGAAGGACAAGAACUAGGUGCUGUGAGAGGGCGUAACCCAACACCUGGCUCACCUGGGGAAAGCUUCAGGCGACCUGCGUCACCUGGGAGAGGGUUGAUGGGGUGGUAGCCCUGGGAGAGUGGACGACAGAGAAUGUUCCAGAAAGAGGGAACGGUGUACGCAGAGGCCUGCUGGGGAGGAAGGAGGCUGUCUGGAUCACUGAAAGACACCUGUGUGGCAAUACCUUGGGAAAGGUUUUGUGGAUACUGGCAGUCGGGGGUUACUAAGGAGGAAGAGUUCGGCUGGAGUAAAAAGCAAAAAAGCUGAGAAGUAGCAAAGGUAGAUCUCCAACCCCCUCGUUUUAUAGGACCCCACAGAAAUGACUCUCAUUUACCACUUACUUCCUGACCUUAAAACCCUGGAAGUUAACCUGUGUCGCGGGGCCCAGCUGUUGACUGCAGGUGCCCUGUGUCAGAGCCGCUGCCCAGCUCCUCCCUCAGUGGCUGGGGCCUCGCAGAGCCCCUGGGCUCGGAGCCCAGUGCUGGGGUCAGAAUCCAGAGUCCAGCACAGCCAUUGCUGGUGGUUCAUCUCCAACGCCUCCCCCAACCGCAGCUACGCCCUAGGAGAGCACAGAGGCUCCAGAGGGGCAGGAGGAGUGGGCGAGCCAGCUGGGGGCACCGGGCCCCUCACGGGACCAGCUGGGCUCCCAUCUCCACCAGGUUAAACGUGUUGUGCAGUCAGUCACAUCCACGGCCACGCAGAAACCUUGCCUCGGACUCCCCCCACCCCACCCUUGCUCACAAUUGAGUUCAAGAACAGAAUGAGAUGAUAGACCAGCCGUGGAGCAGGUGCAGUGGACAGAGGGGCAGGAACACAGACUCUGGAGUUAGACUUGGGGGCUCUCUACCACGUAGUAGUCACGUGACCGUGGCGAGUCACCGAACUACAUGAAGGAGCAGUUUCUCCUGCAGGCGCGGGAAUACUACUUGCUUCACAAGACCGACCCAAUUACAAAGCACACCUCAGUGUUCAAAUUUUAUUUCCUUCUCCUGCCUGCAGCGGCACAUGCUGUUAUUUCCGGGAGCCACAAGAAAUACAGGCCUGGAUCUGGAAGCCUUCAGAGCUGGUAGACAGCCCGAAAGAUCCAGAUUCUACUCUGUCUCCUCUUUCCUUAGUUGUGGCAUCCCAGGAGAUACAGACCUGUUUUCUCAGCUUCCGAUGACCAAAACAAAAGCAAGCAAACAAACAAACAAAAAACCCGACACAUUUAGGAGAUGGGAAAUCUUAUUUGAACACAGGAUGCAAAUCUUAUUUUCAGACACAUUUUUGAAAACAGCACAAAACUCGGUCCUUGUGUUAGAGGAUUAUCUACUUAACACCGCUUCAGGACACGACAUUUUUGUGUGCGUGUCACAGCAGAGGUUAAACAAAGAUUGCUAAUGUUCUGACCCUUACUUGAGGCUGGGAAGGUGGACCCCAGGCUCUUCCUGAAUAGGGCGCAUCAGGAGUUGCCCCCGAGCAGGUGAAACUCACCUGGCUCGAACCUCCUAGGCAGAUAGGACGCUUGUUUCCUGAUGACGUGACAUAGUGUCAGAAGACACUGCGUACUGUGAAAUGUUUUCGAGAGCAGGGGGCGAUGCUAAUGAAAACGGUAACGCAUUCUCAUAAUAGCUCUGGGAUACUUCCCUCCAUCACAUGUGUAAUAAACUGUUAGAACUGGUUGUCCAGAGUCAACUAGACUCCAUGAGUUUUGUAUUGCCACCGUCUGUGCGACGCGUCAGCCGCGACUUUCACAUUCCUCGAGCAUCCCUGGCUAGGUCCGCUCUGUGCCUGUCUCACGGACCGGACCGCGAUGUCCCGCCCCAAGUGGAACUGCAAGAAGACAGGGCAGCACCUGGGUCUUCCGGUUGUGUCUUCCUUCUUUCUUCAAUGAGAUCCUCUUCUUCUGGAAGCUGGUUUCACAUGGUGGCUUAGAUUUUUCCAUCUUUGUAUCUAGCACCAUUUGAAAUCAGUGUUUUAGGAGUAAGAAUUGCGGCGCAGCCAAGGGCCACCUGCAGAGGAGCUCUCGCUGGUGGGACAGAGCCCCUCCUUCUGCCGCCUGAGCCGGUCCAAGAGAGGAAGAACUUGAAAAGGAAAAGUGCGCCGCAGCGUAUGUCCGUUGCGGGUUGUGGAGGGGCGGCCGUGCGGGGAGGGUGUUUGUGUUUCAAAGAAACUCCGAGCUGGAGCAGGGGCCGAGGUGAUGCCUGGUUGUAGCACCCUGGGAGCACCACCGGGCGCUCACCUGUCGGUAGGGCCUCUGACCGCGGGGACCAGGCGAUGCCGGCUCCUCCGGUACUCGAUUGUAGCGGGGGAGGGGCGAGGCUGUGUGCCUGGAGGACGGUUCCAUCCCCAUCGGCGUUGCACCCGCUCCUAGAGGCCCCGGAACACCCAGCUGCACUUGCAGUGCGGCUGGAAUCAGACUUGCCACCUGCACAGUCAAGUGCCGGACCCCCGGGAGCACCACUGGACCCAUCUCUUACACAGGCUGACCGAUUUCUCCUGGUGUUCAGAGUCUGUUUUUGUCUAGCACCAUUUGAAAUCGGUUAUGAUGUAGGGGGAAAAGCAGCAGCCUCGAAACCUCAUGCCAAGUCUGGUGAGCAACAGCCUCUGUUCUCCUGGAAGACGUGGUCUCCCGGAAGACGGAUGGGCAGAAGGUGGGGAAGGACGAUCGCGCUUUUUUCACUAACUUCUUUCACUGCAUUAAUGAUACCUUAUUGCGGAGGUAAGAGAGAAUUGAAUGCAGUUUUAAAAACAAAUCGCUGUAACCUAUCUGAUGUCCUGGGGUGCAGUUUGCUAAAAUGUGGCAAUGCUGUGUAUUCUGUAAAUGGCUGCUGUUGAAUUCUCUUUCUGUUAAGAGUCUAUUCAUGCAUCUUGACCUGAAUAAAUAUUUUACUCUCUUCAAUCAA
Molecule: messenger RNA, 5343 nt
Organism: Acinonyx jubatus (cheetah)
Lineage: Eukaryota; Metazoa; Chordata; Mammalia; Carnivora; Felidae
Exons: 6
Coding region: 1-810 (269 amino acids)
Source: RefSeq, a predicted model, not a curated record